Vanrija pseudolonga is the source of this 1377-nucleotide messenger RNA. RefSeq names its product Fumarylacetoacetase. Bases 1 to 1314 code for a protein of 437 amino acids. Gene Ontology annotation, biological process: L-phenylalanine catabolic process; homogentisate catabolic process; L-tyrosine catabolic process. The record is from RefSeq and is a predicted model, not a curated record. NCBI's taxonomy places the organism in Eukaryota, Fungi, Basidiomycota, Tremellomycetes, Trichosporonales, Trichosporonaceae. Gene Ontology annotation, molecular function: fumarylacetoacetase activity. The transcript has 7 exons.
AUGCCGAGCCACACUCUUGGUGUCGCCUUGCCCAUCAUGUCGUUCGUCCAGUACCCUGCCGACCACCCCUUCCCCAUCCAAAACCUGCCGUACGGUGUCUUCUCGACCGACGCGCAGCCCGUGACCAGACCUGGCGUUGCCAUUGGUGACUACAUCCUCGACCUGGCCGCGUUGUCCAAGACGGCACACUGGGCCAAGUCGCCCGUCAAGGCGGAAGUCUUCCAGACUGCCAACCUCGACGCGUUCGUUGCCCUCGAGCCCGAGGACUGGGCCGCGUUCCGUGCCUUCCUCACCUCCAUCCUUGCCCCGUCGUCGCCCCUCAAGGCCGACGCCGACGCCGUCCUCUUGCCCCGCACCGCCAAGUCGACUCACAUGCACCUCCCUAUCAGGAUUGGUGACUACACCGACUUCUAUGCGAGCUACGCGCACGCUUUCAACGCUGGAGUGCUUAUCCGCGGGCCGGAGAACGCGCUCCAGCCGAACUGGAAGCAUCUGCCUGUUGGAUACCACGGCCGUGCUUCAUCGAUUGUUGUGAGCGGAACGCCCUUCCACCGCCCCACUGGUCAGAUUCUCGACAAGCCCACCGACAAGCAGCCCAUCUUUGCGCCGUGCCGCAAGCUCGACUAUGAGCUGGAGACGGCUUUUAUCUACGGUGGCAGCCCCACCAAGCUCGGCCAGCGCCUCACCCCCGCCCAAGCCCGCAAGCACAUCUUUGGCCUGGUCCUCAUGAACGACUGGUCGGCUAGGGACAUCCAGACGUGGGAGUAUGUUCCCUUGGGCCCAUUCCUUUCCAAAAACUUCUGCACCACCAUCGCGCCGUGGAUUGUCUCCCCCGCGGCCCUCGAGCCGUUCAAGGUCAAGCAGUACGACCACGAGCCUGCGCUGCUACCCUACCUCGACGACCCGGAGGGAUACAACUUUGCCGUCCCGCUGCACCUAGAGGUUAAGACUGCCGAGUCGGGCGACUACUCGCACGUCUCGACGUCGGACAUGCGCCACACGUACUACACGUUUGCGCAGAUGAUUGCGCACCACUCGGCGACGGGCUGCAACAUUCGCCCGUCGGACAUGAUGGGCAGUGGCACGCUCUCGGUGCCGAGCAACGACAAUGCGCCGAACGACGGCGGGCUGGGAUCGCUGCUCGAGCGCUCGCGUCUUGGCCGCGAGCCGUUUGCGCUCAACGACCAGCGCAAGGACAUGACGUGGCUUCGUGACGGUGACAGCGUGCGUAUCACUGGUGUCGCCAAGGGCGACGGUUAUAAUAUCGGCUUUGGGGAGUGUGAGGGGACGGUGCUGCCGGCGGUGGAGGCGUGACAACUGUAGCAAGUAGUCCGUAGUGCGUUCACUGUAUGUUAGAUGUGUUGGAGUUGCUGGGGG